AUGAAAUAUUUGAAGGAUUUGAUUAUAAGUAGAAAGGACUUUCAGGAUUGGUGCCAUAAUCUACAUUGGGGGAAGGAUGGGUCAAUGUUUUUGACUACUGUUCCUGAACUUACAUUGAUUGAACCAAUUUACAACACUGAAGUCGCUGGUCAAUGUAAGAAUCUCUUCCAUGUUCGAGAAUACCCAUUAGUAAUUGAAAAUAAGUUCGAAUACGAAACCUCACAACAUAAUUCGCUUUUGGACGGACAACCUGAGUCUUUCGUAAGGGGCUGGAUACCUUCACCAGAUUCUAUUUCAGACAACUUGUUUUCCGUUCUAACUAAUAAUUGCAAUGUAAUAGUUUACAAACACAACAAGAAGGUAAUAAACUUAGACGAACCUGAUAAACCUCUUUCACAUAGAACAUACCACUGCAUGAAUUGGUGUAAUAAUGGACAAUAUUUAUUUGUGGGUAAUGAGGAGUCAGAGGUUGUUGUUUUCGAAAGACAAAAACCUAACAGCGAUGAAGUGAUGUUUCACUAUAAAACCACAAUAAAAUUAGGAGCUAAUCGACUAUGGAUAACAAAAUUAUAUUCUAGAGAUAAUCAAAUUAUAGUGACUACCGAUAAUAAUGCCAUUUAUCACAUAUCCUUUGCUAAAGGGUUCAACAAUGUAAAAACUAAUCAAGUAUUAAAUGCUGGAAGAUUUAAAGUAGUUGAUUUAAAAAUUUCAGAAAAUUAUGCAUUUAUAACAACAUACAAUAAAUUCUACUGUAUUAAUUUGAAUAAUAAUAUCCAGUCGGAAGUUACACUUCCGCAAUCUGAAGGGUACAGCAUAGUGCCAUUGACACCCAGGAAAUCUGAAAUUUUGUUAUUAUCUUUAUCAGGUAACCUGACUGUUCAAUUAAAUGAUUUUUCUAAUCUAGUUUUAAUGCAAGAUAAUAUAGUAACGCCACCAAUCGAAAAGAAAUAUAAAAAAUGGAAAACUUUAUCACAAGAAGAGUUUGGAAAAUGUAUGACAAAUAUUCGUAUUUUUGGUAGCUGUAUAUCACAAGACGAAAAUUCAAUUGCAGUUUUAUAUAACUUUGAAAGGGUGGCUCCAAAAUAUUCAAUCACAUCAGAAAGUCAAUACCGUUUAAUGUUACUCCCAUUAUAUGAUUCAUGGACAAUUUCUGACAGAUCAGCAGGUCUCUCAUUAUUCCAAACAUAUAACAUAUAUGAUAAAAAACUUCCUAUAUUAAAGGAUUGUAAUAAUACAGAGGAAGCAAAGAAUAACACCAAUAUAGACUUUAAAGAAUACAUUAAAAAUAUUCUAUCAUUAAAGGAAAUGAAUAAGACAAUGUUUCAAAAUUUCAUUAAUCCAGUCCCUUCUUGUGAAUUUUUUAGAGAGUGUAUUAUCAAUUAUGUGAAUGACCAUAUUGAUGAAAUUCAAAACCCAUUAGAUAAAGCAUGUGCUCUAUCGUUAGCAGCAUCAACGAAUCAAACCAUAAAGCUAAAUAAAGAGACUCUUCACUUUAAAAGUGAGUUUAUUAGUGAAAACUUUGUUUUCGAUAACACACAAGAUUCUAACAUAAUUACUUCUAUAGAAGGACAUACUUGGAAGAGAUGUCUUAUAACUUUAUUGCCUUUAUUAACUGUAAAUGUUAAAGUGUGCCCUGUGAGUAAUGAAAGGAUGAUAGACAUAAAGAAGGAUGACUUAAAUGAAUAUGGUUGGUUAACAAGAACAUUACUUGAAGUUUUCCACGACCAAAGUGUUUAUACUGGUGCUACAAUGAAAUAA
Messenger RNA from Tetrapisispora phaffii CBS 4417, 1758 nucleotides. It is a transcript of the gene TFC8, whose product is annotated as transcription factor TFIIIC subunit TFC8. Gene Ontology annotation, molecular function: protein binding. The coding region runs from base 1 to 1758 and encodes 585 amino acids. NCBI's taxonomy places the organism in Eukaryota, Fungi, Ascomycota, Saccharomycetes, Saccharomycetales, Saccharomycetaceae. The record is from RefSeq and is a predicted model, not a curated record. The transcript has a single exon.